Messenger RNA from Rosa rugosa (rugosa rose), 675 nucleotides. RefSeq names its product RPW8-like protein 3. The transcript has a single exon. Bases 1 to 675 code for a protein of 224 amino acids. Lineage: Eukaryota; Viridiplantae; Streptophyta; Magnoliopsida; Rosales; Rosaceae. Gene Ontology annotation, biological process: defense response to fungus. The record is from RefSeq and is a predicted model, not a curated record.
AUGGUUAUAGUAGGGGAGUUUGUAGGGGGUGCAGCUCUUGGUGCAGCAUUUGGGCUGUUGUUUGAUGUUGUGAAGAAAGCAGUUGACAAGCCUAGUACCUUUAGAUCCCUCUUUGAGAACAUUAAAUUUUCGCUAAAGUUUUUAAAACCAAUGAUCGAAAAGAUAGGAGAACAUAACGUGGAAUUGGGUCUCCCAGAUGAAGAAAUAAAGUAUAUUAUAAGAGAAAUGGAGGAGGGUGUAAAGCUUGUCCAGAAGUCAUCAAAGAUCAGUAAGUGGAACUGCAUGAAGUUUUAUUACACCGAUCAACUUAUUGAACUAGAUGGGUCUCUUAAAAGACUGUUAGAUGUAUUGAUAGUGCAAGGAUUAAGAGAUGGGAAGGAGACUUUGAUUUUGGCAAGAAAACACCAAGACCAACUUAUUGAAUCGGCAAGAGAUGCAAAGGAGACCUUGGUUUUGGCACAAAAGAACAAUGACCAGCUUAUUGAAUCAGCAAAGGAUGGGAAAGAGACCUUAGUUCUGGCAAGACAAAAUGCGGACCAACUUAUUGAUUCGUCAAGAGAUGGGAAGGAGACCUUGGAUUUGGCAAGACAAAACAAUGCCCAGCUUAUUGAAUCAGCAAGGGAUGGAAAGGAGACCUUGGUUUUGGCCAAGAACAUUAAAAGGUUUCUCAAAUGA